ACCUGCUGACCAACGCAACGCUAGCUGCGCACGCGGCCACGCAAGCUUCAGGGAAGCGGGAACUGUUAAAGCUUCUGAACAUUUCUCCGCUGCGAAUUAUUAUCUUGCCUGUGCACGUGACGGCAGCAGCUCUCGGCAACGAUCGGAUAAAAGCAGAGCAGCCGUGAUCAUUCGGCACAGCAGCUCAAUCCUAGCUAUCUUCUCACCAGGCACACACCGAUCGACGACGCGCACGAUCAGCGAGCGGGGGGAGCGAUGGAGGCCGAGGCCUUCCCGAUACGCUUCACGAAGGGCAUCAGGUCCUACUGGCGACGGCGCGACUACCAGCCCGCGGACGGCGCCGGCGCGGCGUCCCGCGGCAGGCGCCGGCGCAGGCUGGUGCGGCUCGGGGACGGCAGCGGCAGCGGGCCCAGGCCAUGGGCCGUGCGGCUCGGCGGCAUGUUCCGGGCGAAGGGCCGCCGCGGCAGGGCGCCGGCGCCGGCCCCGGCCGCGCCCGUGGCCAAGGCGCUCAUGCGCGUGCUCGGCCGGAUCCGGGACGCCUACGUGAACGUGAUGCUGGGCGCCGCCAAGACGCGGCCGGCCGCGGCGCGGGCGCUGCCCACCGCGCCCGACGCGCUGUGGCAGAAGCGGGUGCCCACGCGCCGCUCCAGCAGCAAGGCGCAGCAGAAGGCCGACGAGCUCGGGCAGAGGCUCGUCAUGGAGAUGUACAAGUCUGUGCUCGCGUCCAGGAACAUCUCCGGCAUGCUCCAUGCGUCCGUGGCGCGGUAGCGUGCAUCUGCAGCGCGUUGCGAACGCGCCCAGGAAGAAGUCUUUUCACAUUCCUUUAGCUUCUGCUUGACCUCUGUACAUGUUACGUUUUACAUCCAUAAAGCAUGGGGUUGGCGGGUUGCUAUGCUGACGUUCUCCAAUUCCUGGUAAUUGUAGCAAUCAUGGUAACCGCUGCAAAAGCUCUGUAACUACGCUCAUUUUUUUGGAACA
Molecule: messenger RNA, 978 nt
Organism: Panicum virgatum (switchgrass)
Lineage: Eukaryota; Viridiplantae; Streptophyta; Magnoliopsida; Poales; Poaceae
Exons: 1
Coding region: 256-768 (170 amino acids)
Source: RefSeq, a predicted model, not a curated record